CGGCCAUUCAUCCGACGGCCCGAGGCGAUGGGGUGAAAUCAAGUUUCAGGAGUCAUCUUCGACUCUACCAUGACAACCAAUUAGCUAGAAAAGUCAUCGUUCACUUACUAACGACGUCGGGUUGUCUGAAUUAUGAAUUAAAUGGUGCACAUUUCUCACAUCGUUGAUUAGCUCCAUAUUCCGGAAGGGCAAAAAACAAAAAAUCCCCACGAGACUAUUGUAGCUUUGAAGAAACGCUUCCGUCGGUCUCUUGUUCUUGGGAAGAGCUGACUCUAAAUGGCGGCGACGACGGCGGCAGAUACGACGCCGCUUUCAGCGGCGGAAAAUCAUUAUUUCAGUAACAAUCCUCCCCCAAAGGCACUACAGCAGCACUUGUCGCUGGCAAAAGCCUUCAUCGAGAGGCACUCAGAGAAUGGAAAGCGUGUCGUGCUCGUCACCUCCGGCGGGACCACCGUGCCCUUGGAGAACCAAACCGUCCGCUACAUAGACAACUUUUCCGCAGGCACCCGCGGCGCGUGUAGCGCCGAGUACUUUCUGGAGGCUGGAUACGCCGUGAUUUUCCUGCACAGGCAGUUUUCGUUGCUUCCGUACUCGCGCCACUACUCACAUAACACAAGAUCUUUCCUGGAUUACAUGGUCGAGGAUUCAGAAGGCCACAUUGUUGUUGGGGACGAACACCAGAGCCAAAUGGUUAGCGUUUUCAGGAAGUACAUGAAGGCAAAGAGGGAGAACACGCUACUGAUUCUGAGUUUCGUGACCAUCACAGAGUACCUGUGGGAGCUGAGGGAAGUAGCGAAGCUAAUGAAGCCGCUGGGAACACAUGCGCUUUUCUACCUUGCCGCCGCUGUGUCCGAUUUCUUCGUGCCGGCAGACAGGAUGGUCGAGCACAAAAUUCAGUCUUCGGAGGAGUUCAGUGCACACAAUGUGUCCAAGAUGAACGGAAGUGCCAAGGCGCCGGCUGCGCGGACAGAAGGGCGCUCUUUAAUCAUCGAUCUUGAGCCCGUGCCCAAGUUUCUCAAAGCGCUGGUGGAUGAGUGGGCACCUGAAGCCAUGAUCGUUAGCUUCAAGCUCGAGACGGACCCGGCCAUCUUGGUCGAUAAAGCCCAGUACGCUCUAAAGAAGUAUCAGCAUCACUUGGUGAUUGGGAACUUGCUCAAUACGCGAAAGUGGGAGGUUGUGUUUGUGUCGGUGGUGGAUGGUGUCAAAUGGAUCAAGGUACCACGAGGGAGGAGAACGCGAAGCCACUCCGGCAUCGAAUCAUUGGUGGGACGUGCAAGUGGUCAGGUAGACGAAGACUCGCCCGAGGCACAUGAGUUUACGGGUGAACCACCUGUGGAGAUUGAGAGCUUGAUUGUUCCCUCUAUCAAGGAACUACAUGACCAAAUCAUAGAAAAGAACAUGAAUGGCAGGACAUGAAUAGGCUCAAACUGUUGUCAAUCAGCUGUGGAUCGCAACGUAAAUUGAAAUGGAGUUAUUGCUAUUCUAG
Messenger RNA from Verruconis gallopava, 1486 nucleotides. RefSeq lists its product as uncharacterized. The transcript has a single exon. Gene Ontology annotation, biological process: coenzyme A biosynthetic process. NCBI's taxonomy places the organism in Eukaryota, Fungi, Ascomycota, Dothideomycetes, Venturiales, Sympoventuriaceae. The record is from RefSeq and is a predicted model, not a curated record. Gene Ontology annotation, molecular function: phosphopantothenate--cysteine ligase activity. Gene Ontology annotation, cellular component: nucleus; cytoplasm. Bases 277 to 1416 code for a protein of 379 amino acids.